This is a messenger RNA of Neocloeon triangulifer, 4700 nucleotides long. RefSeq names its product cytosolic carboxypeptidase-like protein 5. The transcript is spliced from 10 exons. Gene Ontology annotation, molecular function: zinc ion binding; metallocarboxypeptidase activity. Gene Ontology annotation, biological process: protein deglutamylation; proteolysis. NCBI's taxonomy places the organism in Eukaryota, Metazoa, Arthropoda, Insecta, Ephemeroptera, Baetidae. The record is from RefSeq and is a predicted model, not a curated record. The coding region runs from base 293 to 3133 and encodes 946 amino acids.
GGUGGGUGAAAAACAGAACAACUACAGAUUACUACAGAAGGGACUCAGCUGUCAGCACAAGUUUGUGACACAACCAACUCUCAAAAAUAAAAACAAAAUCCAAGAGCAAGCACAGAAGCUGGUUACAGAAGUCGUUUGGUUGGAAAUCCAAGUUCCUUCUGCUGCUUUUGCAAAGGUUUUUUCGCCACCAAAUCGAGCGAAUCCAAGAAUUUCAUGUUGACCCAAAUUUGAUUUGCAAAGAAGAUUUUUGAUCGAGUCGCGAAUCUCGAAAACUUCGCGAGCAUAGCCAGCUAUGGAAGUAGAAUGUGAGGGAUUCACGUUCACUUCGAAAUUUGACUCUGGAAACUUGGAUCGGGUCGAGUUCGUGCCGAAAAACAGACCAGAAAAUCACAAUGGAAAAACAAACUCUGCGUCUGAACAUCAGGACUUUGAGUUCAAUUUGUGGACCAAACCAGAUUGUGGACACACAGAGUUUGAGAAUGGAAACAGGACAUGGUUCUACUUUGGAAUCAAAGGAGGACCUCCUUUCUCUUUGGUCAAACUCAACAUUAUGAACAUGAACAGGCAGCACAAAAUGUUCAGUGAGGGAAUGGCUCCUGUAUUCAAAGUUGUGCCAGGACGAAACCAUUGGGAACGAAUCCACGACAAGCCGGCUUUCACGACUGAGCAGAAAAAGUUCACCCUGAGCUUCAAGUUCCGCACCCUGGAAAACCAGAACGCCACCACCUAUUUUGCCUUCACCUACCCGUUCUCGUACACGGACAUCCAGAACCACCUGAAACACAUCGACACCAAAUCUCAGCCUUACAAGCAGCAGUACGAGCAAUCCAAGGAUCCCAACACCAUUUACUACCACCGCGAGUGCGUCGUCAGGUCCACGGAACACAGGAGGGUUGACCUUUUGACAGUCACCUCUUAUGAUGGCAUCAGUGAUGAGCUUGAACCCAGACUCAGGUACCUGUUCCCUGAGACCAAUGUGCCAAGACCCCACAAAUUCCCCAACAAAAAGGUUGUUUUCGUCAGCGCCCGGGUGCACCCUGGUGAGACGCAGUCCAGUUUUGUGCUCAACGGCAUGCUCAACUACCUGCUGCAGCCCACCGACCCUGUGGCGCAGCUGCUCCGCAAGCAAUUUGUCUUCAAGUUCAUUCCGACCCUCAACCCAGACGGCGUUGCUAAUGGACACUACAGAACUGACAUGAGGGGCGUCAAUCUCAACAGGGUGUAUCUCAACCCGUCUCUAAUCCUGCACCCCACCAUCUUUGCAGCAAGAUCUCUCAUAAGAUACCACCAUUAUGGCUGUGAAAUGCCUGAGGAAGACAAUAUCCCUUGGGAUUCAAAUCUGUACACCACCUCUGAAUCCUCAAGCCCUGACCUUCUGCCUUGCGGCUCGAAUUCGGCCGUGUGUCAAGAGGAGAGCGACGGCAGCUUUUCCGACGGCUCCCCCAACCCAAAGCAAAGAUUGUUGGCCAGCAAGAAUGACGACGCAGCCAAGUUUGACGAAGACACCCGCAGCUCAGAGGGAUUCCUCAAUGCCAAGCGUCUAUCGGAAAUGAACAUCGUUGACGAAAACAGCUGCAGUAUUGUUUCCGUUGACGAUAUCACCAAAUGCUCAGUUAUGAAGAACAAGAUAAUCAUCCAGCAAUCCAACAGGACUGAAGUGGCGUCAUUUGAGAAUGUCCUUCUGACUGAGAGGAGCAAGAAGCAAGAGGAAUUGACGCAGGAGCCUGCCGAGUCUGGUAUUUUCAUGUAUUUGGAUCUUCACGGCCACGCUUCAAAGAAAGGUGUUUUUAUGUAUGGAAACCACUUUGAAAACAUAGAAGACAGCAUUGAGACGUUCUUGAUGCCGAAACUCAUGUCUUUGAACAGUCUUCACUUCCACUUCACUUCCUGCAACUUCAGCAAGCGCAACAUGUAUCUCAGGGAUAAAAGAGAUGGAAUGAGUCGUGAAGGCUCUGGCAGAGUUGCCGUUUUUAAAAUGACUGGGCUUGUGAGGUGCUAUACUCUUGAAUGCAACUACAACACUGGCCGUAUUGUCAACACUUUGCCGAGCAGUGGCAAAGACAAUGGAAAAUCUCCUGCAGCACCUGUUGUUCCUCCAAAGUACAAUCCUCCACUUUUUGAAGAAGUGGGAAAAUCCAUGGCAGUCUCGAUCUUGGAUCUCACAGGCUCCAAUCCGUUGAGCCGCAUCCGCCACUCCGAGUUCAGAGCGCUGUCUGGUGUAAAAGACUGGCUGAGACGCUACAUCCAGACUGACCUCAGCAUGCCUCGUAUCCAGCGGAAAACAAGUUUUCAGGUGACCACCACCACAGGUUUGUCCUCCUGUGUCGUCUCCUCUGCUGGACCCUCCUCUCUGCCCCCUCUCGUAGACGCUUGUUCCUCUGCAGCUAGCCAAUCCACCGCGCGCUCUGGUCGCCGAAUUAAAACGCACCUCACACCCCUGGUCAACAAACCGGGCUCCAAAAGCGCCGUCAUUGUGGUCGACCUCAAGGAAAACCUCGCCUCGAGCAGCCAAAACGCAGACUCGGUGAUGAAACUGAAAAACCCAAUGUCGCCCAAGGAAAAUAUCCUUCAGGCGCCGUCCUUCUCCAAAAGCAAACUGGGUCAAGAGGCGUCGGCGGGAAGAGUUUCCAAAACGCGCAAAGACAAGCCGAGCAGUUCUCCGCCCGAGGCGAAACUGAUCAAGAAGUUGGAGAAGACGGACACAAGCGCCAAAAGCGUCCAGGUUCUCAAGCAAGGAUCCAAAAGGCUGCGGAUUUCGUCGGUGAAACAAGAGGUGCACUUGGAGAACACCUUCCAGGUGUUGGCGACCAAGCCGGACACUCUCUGGGACAGUCCGACGACGUCCAAGGCGAGUGGCUGGCGGCCCUUUGUGGAGCAGCAGCCCCUCAAGAAGCAGCAGUCUUCAGAGUCUGGUAAGGAGGCGCCGACUGGUGCCAAAGGUAAGCAGGUGCGCACCCCCAAGACGGCCCAGUUGCGGGGGCCGCACCUUUCGCCCAUCAAGAAGGGCAACCUGACCAGGAAGAAGAGUUUCGAGUGGGAAAAGAAGAAGAACAAGAUGCUGAUCAAAAACAAAAAGCUGACUAUCUCGAGUGAGGAGUCUCUCGAGAAUGCUCCUCUGCCCGAAAACUUCUAAUCGAGCGUUUCGAGCAGUCUGAUUUUUUUCUCGUUGAAUUUUCAAUUGGUUUGCUACUGAACAAACCAGCAAUUUUUACACGAUUCAAAUCCAUUCAAGGGAGUUUACCUAUAGGUCUGGGACAAAAUUUCUCUCUGCUAAACGUUAACAAAGUAGACCAUCUGUGAUAAAAGUUAAAAUCAUCUGUCUUUAUUUCAUUUUGUGAUUCGCAAGUGGUGACUUCUGAAAAUUUAUAAUGACACAAUUAAUGCUAUUUUUCAAUUAAGAUGAUAAGUCCACCAAGUAAAAUCUCUGAUCUUCAAGUUUUUAUUGUUAUUAUUUUUCUUGGAAAAAAUAGAAAAUUUCUUUUAUAUAUUUACACCAUGCUAAUCAAUUAAAUAACCAUAGUAAAUAAAAGUUGAAACAUUUACUAUUUACUACUGAGAAUAGAAUAGCGAGUUUAAAAGUUUAAACCAAUAAUUUGGAAAACGGUACCAAUUUUUCUAAAUUAAAUAGCAUCGGCUUUUAAGGUGCAAGAGUUUCAUAUUGAAAAUUAUAGAAAUAUGAAAGUUGAAUUACACAUUUCUAGAGCUGUGCAAGAUAUCUAUCUGUUUACAAUGGAAACUAUAUAUUGAUGUGUUCUUGUGAGGCAGUAAAACACUCUGCCGUUAAUAUUUUAUUUGAGUGAGACACUGCGAUUAACGAUUCAAAUAUUUCAUUUGCUGAAGUAGCGAUUAAUGAUUAUCAUGUCUAAUCUCAAAAAUUUUAGUGCAUUAUGCAAUGCAAUACCUAAUUUUUGGUAUUGUAGUCUUGUAUUAUUUACUUUUGAAGUCAAAUUAUUUUGUACAUAAUGGAGAAAUAUGAAAACCUGUUUCGACCUUUGUGUAGGCUUCAAAGUUACUAGUCUUUUGUUCCCUUCUGUUGCCAGACUAACGAGUCUUGGAAUAUUCAAUAAAAGUACACCCUAAUCAAUUCUCAAAAAUAUAUUAAUCAUUUUUCCAUCACCCUCGGCACAUCUUCCAUAUCAGAGGUUAAAUAAAAAUGGUUUGUUAAAUUGCCUUCUUUGGAUUUGUUAACUUUAAUUAAGAAUUACAAUAAUUGAGAAUCAUUAAAUUUCAUCCAAUUGAAGCUGCACUUCCUUUAUCAUUGACUAGGACAUUAAUUUUUCACAUUUUAUCAAAACCAUCCACUCGUCUCUUUUGUUUCUUGAGCACUCAUGAAAAAUAAUCACAACUCUUUCUUGUCGGCACCAGUCGUGUACUUGUUGUACUUAUUGUUCUUGGGUGGCAAACAGUAACAAGCCUCUGUCUGGCUGUCCAUGUAGGAUUUGCAGCCGAGAGUCAUUGUGGCGGUGAAUAGCAUUUUAGACGCCGCCUUGCAACCUUUAAAGAAACCAUGAAAACAAUGUGAACCUUUUGGAUAAAAAAAGGAAACCUUUUACAAAAGGUUCGCCCAUGUGUUGGUGGGCCUCGCAGAUCUUGUAGAGACACCUUUUGAAGUCAAAGUCGCACUUUUCUUUAUCGACAUUGCAAGUGUCGUAACAAAUGUCAUGCUGGUUGCAGCAUUCGGUCAUUUCAGCCACAGGCAA